This is a messenger RNA of Pollicipes pollicipes, 5401 nucleotides long. RefSeq names its product kinesin-like protein KIF21A. Gene Ontology annotation, biological process: microtubule-based movement; spindle elongation; mitotic spindle organization. The record is from RefSeq and is a predicted model, not a curated record. Gene Ontology annotation, cellular component: microtubule associated complex. Gene Ontology annotation, molecular function: microtubule motor activity; microtubule binding; ATP binding. NCBI's taxonomy places the organism in Eukaryota, Metazoa, Arthropoda, Thecostraca, Pollicipedomorpha, Pollicipedidae.
UUCCGAUGGUCUCUUCCGUGCCUGUGACCGUCCACCUGCUGGCCGUGCUGUUCCAGACGCGACACAGCGGCGCCGCAGCCCAGAUGACGGACGAGUCUAGCGUUCGGGUCGCCCUCAGGGUGCGUCCCCUGAUUUCACGUGAGGUGAUCGACAUGUGCCGGGUGUGUACCUCGGUGACGCCGGGCGAGCCACAAGUCUGGCUCGGCUCCGACAAGGCCUUCACAUACGACUACGUGUUCGACAUGGACUCGGAGCAGCAGGACGUCUACAGCCAGUGCACCGAGCAGCUGAUCGAGGGCUGCUUCGAGGGCUACAACGCCACCAUCCUGGCCUAUGGACAGACGGGCUCCGGCAAGACCUACACGAUGGGCACGGGCUUUGAGGUGGAAGCGGGUCCGGAGGUGGCCGGCAUCGUGCCGCGCGCCGUGGACCACCUGUUCACGGGCGUGCGCCAGCGGCAGGAGGCGGCCCGCCAGAGCGGUCAGCCGCCGCCAGACUUCACCGUCAGCGCCCAGUUCAUGGAGCUCUACAACGAGGAGGUCAUCGACCUGCUCGACCAGUCCGGCACCAACAGGGGCCGCAAGUCCAACAUCAAGAUCCACGAGGACGCCGGCGGCGGCAUCUGCACGCUAGGCGUGACGUCACGGGCCGUGACGUCAGCCGAGGCGUGCCUCAAGUGUCUGCGGGUGGGCGCGCUGAGCCGUACCACAGCCAGCACCCAGAUGAACGUCCAAAGCAGCCGCAGCCACGCUAUCUUCACGCUCACCAUCCGACAGCAGCGCGUGGCGCGCGCCGACAGCGGCUUCCUGGAGCCGGAGCCGACCGAGGCCGGCGGCCAGGCUGCCGACGCUCCCAUGGAGUUCGAGACGCUCUCGGCCAAGUUUCACUUCGUCGACUUGGCCGGCUCGGAGCGCUUGAAGCGAACGGGCGCCACCGGUGACCGCGCCAAGGAGGGCAUCUCCAUCAACUGCGGCCUGCUGGCGCUGGGUAACGUGAUCUCGGCGCUGGGCGACGAGUCCCGCAGGGUCUCGCACAUCCCCUACCGCGACUCCAAGCUGACCAGGCUGCUGCAGGACUCGCUCGGAGGUAACAGCCGAACGGUAAUGAUCGCCUGCAUCUCGCCGUCCGACUCGGACUUCAUGGAGACCCUGAACACCCUCAAAUACGCCAACCGGACCCGAAACAUCAAAAACCGCGUCACCAUCAAUCAGGACAAGACGUCGCGCACUAUCGCCCUUCUGCGGCAGGAGAUUCAGCAGCUGCAGCUGGAGCUCAUGGAGUACAGACAGGGGAAGCGGAUGGUGACCGAGGACGGCUCCGAGGCCGUCAACGACAUGUACCACGAGAACAACAUGCUGCAGACGGACAACGCGCACCUGCGCACGCGCAUCAAGGCGCUGCAGGAGACUGUGGAGAGUCUAACGGCCCGCAACACCCAGCUGCUGGCGCAGCGGGCGGCCGGCGAGUGGAUGGGAGCAGACGCGGACAGUGACGUCACUCAGGUGGUGGCACAGUACCUCCGCGAAAUCGAGGAGUUGCGCGCCCGUCUGAUGGAGGCUGAGAACGUGUGCCAACAGCUGCGAAGACAGGCGACCAGCAGAGCGGCGUCCCGGCCGGGUCAGAGUCUCCACCUGCCUGCGUCAGCGCUCCCCGCGCUGCCGCCGACCGACUCGGAGGGCGUGCGCGGCCUGCUGGAGGAGGCGCGCCGCGACGUGGAGCGCGAGCUGGAGGAGCGGCGCGGCCGCCUGCGCCGCUCCAGCAGCGGCGAUGGCCCAACCGACGACCUGCGCAGCGAGAGCAGCCGCAGCGGGGAUGAGAAGGAGUCUGAUAACGAUGAGUCAGACAACGAAGACUCCACUGAUGAGUUGGAAAGUGAAGGAAAAGAGAGCUCCGACUACAACGAGCAGCUGGCCGAGCUGACGUCCGACAUCAGCGUCAAGCAGCGGCUGAUCGACGAGCUGGAGCGCUCUCAGCGGCGCAUGGAGACCAUGCGCCAGCACUACGAGGAGAAGCUGCUGCAGCUGAGCAGCCGGAUCCGGGCUACGGAGCAGGAGCGCGACAAAGUCAUCGCCAACAUCAGCCAGCGCUCCACCACCUCCAAGGACGAGGUGCGCAAGGUCAAGGACGAUUACGAGCGCAAGCUGGCAAACAUGGGCAACGACCUGAAGAAGCUGCAGGCGGCCAAGCGGGAGCAUGCCAAGCUGGUGCGCUCCCAGGGUCAGUACGAGCGGCAGGUGAAGACGCUCAAGACCGAGGUCCUUGACAUGAAGAAAACCAAGGUGAAGCUUAUGCAGAAGAUGAAGGAAGACGCCAACAAGAUGAAGCAGAUGGGUCUGCAGCACCACCGCGCCGUGUCGCAGCUGCGCAAGGAGCACAGGAAGCACGAGAACCAGAUCAAGUCGCUGCAAGCCGAGAAGCGCGUCAAGGACGCCGUGCUGAAGCGGAAGCAGGAGGAGAUCGCGGCCCUGCGCCGGGUGGGGCGCGCUCAGCGGGGUGGCGGCCUCCGGCAGAAAGGUGGUGCAAAGAGGGCGGCCUCUGCCACCGCCUUCAAGAAGAAAUGGCAGGCGCUGGAGAAAUCCAUCACUCAACUGGCCCUCAACAAGCAGACGGUGGCCAGCAUGGAGAGAGAGAUGGAGAGACACCUGAAGGACCGCGACUGUCUGCGCCGUCGUCUGGCGCACGCCGUGCGCCAGCGCGACCGCGGCGCGCUGUCCGGCUGGUCCCCGGCGCGCCUCCAGGAGCUCGACGACACCAUGGACGGCAUCCGCGCCAACAUGGACUAUAUCAACGACAACAUAAACGAGUGCCAAGCCAGCAUCAUGGCCAUGGAGGAGUCGAAGGAGGACCUGCCGGUGCAGGAGCCGUCCCUGCUGAUCCGCGAUCUCCGGCCGGAGGAGAUGGAGUAUCUGCUGGAGAAACUGCUGAUGAUGACGGUGCACCAGAGCUGCGUGGCCGCCCAACACCAGUCCGAGGCGCGCGAGACGCUUGUCAAGAUGGACCAGAUCGUACAGAACAGCAGCGUGCAGCAGCAGCUGCUGCAGCACCUGAUGACCGAGGAGGGCGGCCUGGACCCGGCCGUGCUCUCGCUGAUCGCCGAGGCCGGCGCCGCGCCUGCCGCCGACAGCGACGACUCGGAAUCGGACGGCGAGCCACCGGCGCCGGCGCGCCGCAAGACCACCACCACGCAUGACCUGCUGUUCGCCAACGGCGCGGCGUCGGGCGCCGACCGGGUGCCGAGCAUCGUGCGGGAGGAGUUGGAGCGGGCCGACGCCGACCGGCCCACGUCGCUGGUGCCGCUCUCACGCUCGCUGAGCCACGUCAUCGCGCCCUCCGGCCAGUCCAGGCCGGGAGCCGGCCGGAGUGACCCUCGACCCUCGCCGCUGCCGUCCCGGCGCAGCUCCUACAAGGAGGCUCUCUCACCGCGCUUGGCUCGCCGAAACCAUAACAUUACUAACAACAACCUGCGCACGAUGUCGAGAAGUCUGCAGUUUACCAGCGUGGAGAGCCUGCAGGACGUGACGCCGCCCGGCUCGCCGGCCUCCUACCGGCGCCAGACGUCGCGCGAGGAGAACGUCUUCAGCCGGCUGACGUCGUCGACGGCCGGCCAGCAGGAGGAGCAGCCGGACGCAGGCGUGAUCACGCCGUACCAGGGCCGCGCCGGCCGCGCGCCUCUCAUCUGCACACACGUGGCUGAGGGUCACACCAAGGCUGUGCUCUCUGUGUGCGCCACCAAUGAUCGGCUCUUCUCCGGCUCCAAGGACCGCACGGUGAAGGUGUGGGACCUGGGCACGGGCUGUCAGCUGCAGUCUCUGGCCGGCCACCCCAACAACGUGGUGUGCGUGCGCUACUCGGAGAUGACCCAACUGGUGUUCAGCGUGUCGUCCGCCUUCGUCAAGGUCUGGGACCUGCGCGAGUCGCCGGCCAGAUGCGUCAAGACGCUCAGCUCAUCGGGCCUGACGUCAUCAUCGGUGCCGCUGUCGACGCCAUCGCGGACGCUGCAGGUGCCGCCGGGGGAGACGCAGAUCAAUGAUGUCUGCCUGGGCGGCACGGACCGGGCGCUGUACACGGCCGCGCACAACACGGUCCGCAUCUGGGACCUGCGCAAGUUCCACAGUGUGGGCAAAUUGAGCGGCGGCCACCAGGCGGCCAUCAUGUGUCUGGCGGUGGACCGACGGCGCGGCCACGACCUCGUGCUCACCGGCUCCAAGGACCACUACAUCAAGGGCUUCGAAGUGCCUGACGACACCAACGGCAUCGUGCAACAGUGUCUAAGCCUGGAGCCGCCGCACUACGAUGGCAUCCAGUGCCUGGUGGCCGCCGGCGACACGCUCUUCUCCGGCUCGCGGGACGCCUGCAUCAAGAAAUGGGACUUGCAGCGGCAGACGCUGCUCCAGAGCGUGAGCAACGCGCAUCGGGACUGGAUCUGCGGCCUGAGCCUGGCGCCCGGCGGCCAGGCGCUCCUCUCCGGCUGUCGCAACGGCACCGUCAAGCUCUGGGGCGUGGAGACGUGCCAGAGCCUGGGCGAGUUGCGCGCGCACACCAGCCAGAUCAACGCCAUCACCACCAACCAGACGCACGUCUUCACCGCCUCCAACGACAAUUCGGUCGGUCUCUGGCGCCUGCGCAACAACCUGGACCCGGAGAGUGACGCCACGUGACGCGACCGAGGUCUGCCGAGGUCGCUGGCCACCUGGCGGGAGCCGUCGGGCUGCGCGCCGCCGGCAGCGUGACGUCACGGAGCCGACGGCUGUCUGACGUCCCCAUGAUAGCCCGCCGCCCGCCGCCGCCAGGUGGCCUUCCGAAUAUGUGAUAUGGCGAUGUUGGCGUCGUGCUUCGAUGUGCGAGGUCUGGCAGACCCGCGUCGCAGGGUCCGCGUAACCUAACCGUCGUGGUGUGUUUGUAAACGUGCAGGUCACAGGUCAGGGAGAGCGGGAUUGUUUUGUUGAUGACGGGCCCGCUGAGGAUGUAGUGUUUCAGCCAGAGCCGGUGUCACGCGUCGUCGGCUAGCCUGCGCGAAUGGUUGGUCCAGGGCUCGGCCAAUCAGAGCGCCACGCGCCUGGGGCCGUCUUGUUUCUCACAGGCAGGCAGUAUCAGCGCCCCAGGAUUCACAUUUGCCGUCGCUUGUUUUUUUAACCGUAUUGCAUGGCCAACAUUCCAUUUCGUUCGCCUGGGUGCUCCGCGCGCGACGAGUGUCGUCAUGUGCGGGCUUUUUCCCUGAUGGUGGGAUGACUGCAUAAGUUGGAGCGGAAUGCAGGUGCAGACCACGCGAGGCCAGGUUUUGUGGUAUGGACUGAUCGACUGAUGACGUAGGCAGAACAAUUUUACAAUUACGUCUCGGUGUUUGUGCAUGCGCAGUAACGGACUUACUGUCAAUGUUAAUAGAACAUCACCGUCCAACUGA